This is a messenger RNA of Vespa crabro (European hornet), 1620 nucleotides long. It is a transcript of the gene Chchd2, whose product is annotated as coiled-coil-helix-coiled-coil-helix domain-containing protein 2. Gene Ontology annotation, biological process: mitochondrion organization. The transcript is spliced from 3 exons. The coding region runs from base 137 to 601 and encodes 154 amino acids. The record is from RefSeq and is a predicted model, not a curated record. Lineage: Eukaryota; Metazoa; Arthropoda; Insecta; Hymenoptera; Vespidae. Gene Ontology annotation, cellular component: nucleus; mitochondrion.
UCUUAUGAUUGCGUAACAGAUUUUCAGCAAAUAAAGUCUAUCGCUGAGAAUAACGGUAUUAGUAAGUGAAACAUUUCAACGUGAAGACGUACAUUGUCUUGUGCUCACAAGAGAUAAAAAUCUAAACGUAAUAAAGAUGCCACGACGUGGACGAGCAGCGGGCCCUCCACCAAGGAGUGUAAGGCCAGCAUCACCAACAAGAGCUGCACCACCACCAAGAGCUGCAGCUCCAGCAGCUCAUCCUCCAGCACAUGCUGCUCCAGCAACACCAAUGGUUGCUCAACCAGCAGCUCAACAGCCAUCUCUUAUGGGACAAAUGGCUGCUACUGCUGGAGGAGUAGCUAUUGGAUCAGCGGUUGGUCAUACCAUUGGUCAUGCCAUGACUGGAUUAUUCAGUGGAAGUUCAAGCGAGACAGCAGCUGCACCUGCACCAGCUCCUGUUCAAGCACAGAACUCUUCAGUUUCUACACCGGUCAAUGGAGCUUGUUCCUGGGAAGUUAAGCAAUUCCUAGAAUGUGCUCAGAAUCAAUCCGAUCUAACCCUUUGUGAUGGUUUCAAUGAAGCUCUUCGUCAAUGCAAAACUGCUAACAAUAUUAUCUAAUCUGGAUUUAAACUUAAUAAAAUUGGCAGUAUGAAAAUAGCGAAUAGAAUUAAUUAGGAAAGCUUUUCAUAUUGUUUUAUCGAUCAUGCAAAGAUGAUUCUAUAUUAAUAUAUAUUAGUGUAAUUGUCUGUAUAUUCAAUUGUUACGUAUCGAAUAAAACAAAAUUAGUCGUAUAUAAAUAUAUAGUCACAAUUUAGGCCAGAUAAAACAUGAAAUAAGUUCCAUCGUAUUCUCUUUUUUCUUUUUUUUUCUUUUUUUUUUUUUUUAUAUAUAUAUCUAUAAUUAAUUCUUAUUAAAUUUCUAUGUGUCUAUAAGAUUAUUGUCAAUGAAUAAAACAUUUUAAUUCAAUUAAUGCAGUACUAUUUUAAAUUUCCCAAGAUAUAGAUAUUAGAAAGAAAUAAAUUGUUGCAGACCAGAUAUUAUAAUUGUGCAAUCACAAAAGAAGCCUGGAAUGUUUGGCCAUAUAGCAGGAACAGCUGCUGGUGUAGCUGCGGUGAAUAUCAAUAAAUUUAAAAUAUAUUGAACAAUUAAAAUCAUUAUUUAAAAGGUUUUUUUUUUUUUUUUUUUUUUAUCAGGGCACAGUAAUCGGUGAUAAAAUUUCUGGUCGUAAUGAAUCAGCUGCACCUAGUGAAUCAAUACAAGCUGAUUCUGCUAGUAAUCCUUGCAAAUACGAGGAAGGACAAAUUCUAGAUUGUGUACAAAAUGAAACAGAUUUACAAGCUUGUGAAUUAUAUAAAAAAGCAUUAUUGGAUUGCAAACGUAAACAUAGUACGAUUUUAAUAGAUAUAUAUUUCUUUCAAUAGAUUAUUAUUAUUAUUAUUAAUAUUAUUAUUAUUAUUAUUAUUAUUAUUAUUAUUAUUAUUAUUAUUAUUAUAACAAAUGCCUCUUCGUAACAUAAACCAUCUCUUUACAGAUAUUAGAUGAAGACCAAAUUAUAUAUAUGUAUAUCUCAUAUGUAUGAAGACAAGAGAAAAUUAAUUCUAAAAUUGUAUUCUGUAUAAAUAAAGCCAAGCAAAGAA